AUGCCGCAUGCGAUAAUGGUUUCUCGAGGAUCAUCGUUGGAAGCUCUACCGAAUGAGCUUCUGGACGAGAUUAUCUCCAAUCUGUCAUAUCCGCCCCCUUCAUUAGCCAGGCUACACCAACCGCCAAGCAGUAAUAUCGUCAAGUCGGGUACCCGGGAUCUGAAGAACCUCUCAUGCACCUCUUCGCGUUUGCUCGAGGUCACACGACCCCGAUUAUUCUCUCACGUUUGCUUUGAUCUCCGGGAUGUAGAUGAGUUUCUCUCCUUUAUAUCCGAUUCAAGUCUAGCUCGACAUGUAAGUUCAGCCGUGGUCAAAGGGCAAGACUCCUCGGAUGAUCGAGAGGAUCCAUUCUGGUGGCGCCGGGCAUUGUCCUAUCUUGAUCCACAGCGCAUUGCAGUCAUUGCAUCGCCUUCGUUCAUUGGCAAAAUGACAGGCGCGCAGAUAUUCGAGGGGCAUAGCUGGGCUUUCCAAACCCCACUUCAGAUCUUGCAGUUAGAGCAGGACACUCGAAGCUCUGACCCUCCACCACUAUCGCAUCUUGGAAAGUGCUCCACGCUACUUGAAGCUCGAUCAUGGUCCUCGCUGCUAUUCAACGAGUCUUCUUCUCUCAAGGCGUAUAACCACUAUGAAUACUUCCUGUUUCAGGUUCCUUCACUGUUCAACACAUGGGGCUCAUUAGCGCACGUUAAACCUCGUCCGCAAAAGUUAACCUCACCCCCCGCACUGAGCAAAUUGACGUCCUUUCGGUACACCGCCGUAUUCCCGUUCUAUAAUCAUGUCAAAUUAGUCUUAAAUGCAGUGGAGCUGAUGGAGAAUUUACGGUCAUUGAGUGUCCAGUUAGCACCGUGUGAGGGCGACAAGGCUACCGAGCUAGAACAGAGGGGGUCUAUGGACCUAGUGACCCUUGGAUGGAAAUCGCUACAGGCUAUUCGCUUAUCGGGCAUUCUGUAA
Aspergillus nomiae NRRL 13137 is the source of this 951-nucleotide messenger RNA. Its product is annotated as F-box domain protein. The transcript has a single exon. Bases 1 to 951 code for a protein of 316 amino acids. NCBI's taxonomy places the organism in Eukaryota, Fungi, Ascomycota, Eurotiomycetes, Eurotiales, Aspergillaceae. The record is from RefSeq and is a predicted model, not a curated record.